Messenger RNA from Aureobasidium vineae, 2841 nucleotides. The record is from the annotation of a GenBank genome assembly. NCBI's taxonomy places the organism in Eukaryota, Fungi, Ascomycota, Dothideomycetes, Dothideales, Saccotheciaceae.
CAAAAUUUGACAAUGACAAGAUUCCCACCUUCGACCGUGGCCAAGGCCGCAGUUUCUACUCAUCAAGCACCGAAACAAUGGCUCGACAAACUUGACCCGGAGUGGGCUGAGAUAUGGAACACUCAUGGUGGACGCCAUUGCCAAGCUGAGGAAGUCCCUAUUGAGGAAGUCCGCCAAAAUCCUGCGAAAUACAGCUUCACAUAUCCAACCUGGGCUGGACCCCAAGUGUACCAAGAGGACGACUUUGAAAUACCCGUAACAAGGCCUGCUGGUCAGAUCAAGAUUCGGGUGUAUACACCAGAAGGUGUUGGACCUUUCCCCGUGCAUAUGAACUAUCAUGGCGGAGGAUGGGUACUGGGUGGUUUUCAAAGCGAAGCUGCUUGGUGCCGCAGCGUCUGUAAAAAGAUUGGGAUCGUGGUUGUAGAUGUUGGUUACCGACUGGCACCCGAGUUCGUGUUUCCAGCGGCGAUAUAUGAUUCUUGGGACGCCAUACAAUGGGUGAUAUCACAUGCACAGCAGCUGCAUGUGGAUGGAGGUCGGGUGUCAAUCGGUGGCCUCUCAGCAGGAGGACACAUGUCUGCCGUUCUUUCGCAUAUGGCGCGCGACGCAGGGCUCGAACUCAAGCUGGCAUUGAUGGUUGUACCUUCGACUGACUUUAGGUGGUUGAUCGCACAAGAACCGCUUCGUUCGGAGGUCGCAAAGAAGUAUCCAAGUACAGUCUUGUACAAGGAAGCGCCGUGGGGUGGUUUGAAGAGAGAACAAUGGUUUCUGGACUAUUGGAUUCCAAAAGGUCUAAGAGAGGGUGCGUGUGAGGAUUGGAUGGCCUCGCCGAUAUUGGCAAAGUCUUUUGAGAAUCUUCCUCCAACACAUAUCAUCACAGCUGAGUUCGACAUUUGUCGAGAUGAAGCGCAUAGGUAUGGGGAGUUGCUGGCCCAAAGUGGCAACAAGGUGACUCAGAAGUGUUAUUCGGGGUGCACAUUCGAGAGGACUCCUCGAUCGACAACGCGCAAUGAUACAAGGACCGUGUCGCACGUGUCUCCGAAUGGAGACAAUCAUCCAUCAUCUGGAACCGCUGGCUCGGUGAUGGCUAGUCAACAACCCGAAGCUGGGAUUGCCAACAAUAUACAAUUUGGACAGCAGCCGCCGGGCGAGCUGCCGGGCGCUAAGACUCAGUACAAUGGCAUUCAGCAUCUGGACGAUCUAGCACCCGACUUCCUUUUAUCUAACGCUAUGACUGAUCCUCAAGAUGGCUUCUGGCUUGAUCAAGCCAUGAUCGAUAUCGACAUGCAGGCUCUCAAUCACAUGAAUACUUCUCCGGACGAAGCAAUGGCACAGCAAAUCGCUCUUCCAUCUCCCAAUCAAUCACAGAGAGAUAUGCCCAGUAUAGUUUGCGGCCUCACGGGGGAUAUGGACCCCUAUCUUAUGCGACGAUACAACUUUGGUCCUGAUAACAGCUUUGUUUUCAAACGGCUUUCUGUGCGAUCAAUGUCGCAGGACGUUCAUCCUGUUCAACUGCUUGUAACGAACGCGGUCGAAGACGUCGAUGACUCAGACGACAACACCACUCGAGGACACUUGGAACAACUGGUAGAGCCUGAUGUUGGCAUCAGAUUGAUCUCCCUGUACUACCAAUUCGUAUAUCCUCACGUUCCCGUGAUUCCUUUGACACAGUUCCCGGAUCCAAAACAAACAGAUCCUUCUCUUCUUGCUGCGAUCUAUCUCGUCACACUCUCGUUCGCUGCAUUUGACGACUAUCUCUCUGUCCAGAUAGCAUACGAUUUGCCAGAUGCAGGGAAGUUGUGGAACCUCGCCUUAGCCACUGUUCAGCGAAAGUUGCACCGGUCAGAUUUUGCUACACUACAGACAGUGAUACUGCUUCUGGUUGCGCCAUCGCACAACCCAUUGAUGCCAGACUAUUCGACGAAGUGGUCACUUGUUGGUACAAUGGUGACAAUGUCUCAGACUCUGGGCUUGCAAUUUGAUCCAAGCCAUUGGAACAUUCCGCUCACAGAAGUUGACCUUCGAAAGCGCUUAUCAUGGACUGUCGAAAUGAUCGAUAUCUGGCAUGCCGCGGCACUGGGUCGAAGUUGCCUGAUACGAGAAGAUGACUGGCUGGUCCCGAUGCCACGAUCCACAGACUUCUCACAUCAGGAAAACCAGACGACAAUGCAGAAGCAUUUUGUUCACAUGCAUGAGUUGACCUUGAUCUUGCGCCAAGUAUUGACGACACUGUUUUCGCUGAGAGCGGUACAAAAUCUUGCAAGAGAUUAUGACACGACGCUACGCAAGGUACAGCUGUUAAUGGAAGAGCUGAACCGAUGGUUAGGAGUCGCCUCUGACAUUGAAUCGGAAGCGCAAUCCGAAGACGUCAAUCUCUCAGGCCCUAUGUUGCUUGGAGGUCACUUCGUAAAGGUGCUUCUAUUCCGUGCCAUACUAAGACCGUUCAAAAGUACAUCUAGGAACGCAAAACCAGCAUCAUCUGAUCCACGCGAGGCUGAAGCGCAUCGUUUGUCGAGAGCUGGAGCGAAGGCAUGCGUCACAAGCUUUGUGGCAUUCACGGCUAAUCUCAAGAGUAGUUGGAUUCAGGGAUUCUGGCCAUUUUGGUGUACCUUAGCGUGGUCCACUCUUUGUAACCUUGCACUUCUGCUUCAUAUAUCUGCGGAUAGUGUCGAGGAAGCUCAAGAAUGCCAAGUACUUCUUGACCGCGCUCGAAGAGUCAUCCGGUUGCACUCAAAAUCGCUCGAGAUCUUACGUUUUCCACUCUUGCGUAUCGACAGUAUAUUCUGGAAAGGGCUGGACAAUGUUCUGACUACGAAUUUACAACAACAGCAACAAUUAUAA